This is a messenger RNA of Saxophila tyrrhenica, 3921 nucleotides long. RefSeq names its product 3'-5' DNA helicase (gene MPH1). Lineage: Eukaryota; Fungi; Ascomycota; Dothideomycetes; Mycosphaerellales; Extremaceae. The transcript has a single exon. The coding region runs from base 1 to 3921 and encodes 1306 amino acids. Gene Ontology annotation, biological process: double-strand break repair via synthesis-dependent strand annealing; interstrand cross-link repair. The record is from RefSeq and is a predicted model, not a curated record. Gene Ontology annotation, molecular function: 3'-5' DNA helicase activity; four-way junction helicase activity; hydrolase activity.
AUGCCGCACAGCGAGGACUACGGAUCCGACGACGAUGACACCUUGUUCAUAGCGGCGGCUACACAAGUGGAAGCAUCUCAGCAUCAUGGCUUCGAGAAUAGCCCUCGACCCGCGAAACGGCAACGGACAGGGCCAGGUCCUUCGCAAGUUGAUGGGCCAGCUUCGCAAGAGCUCGAAUGGAGCGGAACGGAUGAUGAGGCACCAAGUCUGCCCAAGCAUACCGAUGGAGGUAGUACUUUACCGACACAGGACCGCACAGCUUCAGACAGCGAAGCGGAAGAAGAUCCGGAGUACUACUUCCCUGGCGAGCUUGGGGAGGAUGGAGGUGAAGCUGCUGCGAAGCAGUCGAAGUACAGGAUACAUGCGCCGGUGAAUGGGGCCCAGUUCCCGGAUCAGAUCUUCACACAGACGCAGGUUGGUCUUGAUUCAAGUCCAAGCCAUUUCCGAGGAGCGGUCUGGAAACGGCCAAAACCUCCACCUCCUGCACCUCCUUUGUUUGGAGAGAGGCCAAGUACUGGUAAUGGUGUCGGACAAGUCAAUGGCAGGUUCAUGAAGGGGGCAGUCGGUUCUAGGCAGACCACAUUGAACAAUCUGCAACAGAACCGCACUGUUGCCCGCGGCAUGACUUAUCAAAGCGAUGCGCAACUCGCAGCACGCUUGCAGGCUGAAGAGGAGACAAUACAUCGUCGGACGAAUCAGUCUCGCCCGGCAGACAACAGCAUAGGCCAGCACGCUGUAUCACAUGAGCUGGAAGAUCUGCCUUCCGAUGCAUUCUCUUCCUCCUCUCCGGAGAAGUCGCCGCAGAAAGAUAUCAUUGAGAUCUCCUCGCAGUACACGGCCUCGCAAGCUCCAGUCCAUGGGAUGCGCGGCCCUCAACACGGUCUCAAGCAGAUGACCAUCUUUGGCCAGGCUGCUACUCAAGAACUUUCGACCACUCAAACAGCUAACAAGAAGCACGCUUGGCCGCUUAAGAACAAGGAAGAGAAGCCUACCCAUCACAAGCUGGACGACAAGGCCAUGGAGACAUGGGUCUAUCCCACGAAUCUAGGCACUAUCAGAGAUUACCAGUACAACAUUGUAUCACGCAGCCUGUUUCACAACACUCUAGUCGCACUGCCCACAGGUCUGGGAAAGACCUUCAUAGCAGCAACCGUCAUGCUGAACUACUUCCGCUGGACGAAGGACGCCCAGAUCGUGUUCAUGGCCCCCACCAAACCGCUCAUCGCACAGCAGAUGGAAGCUUGCUACAACAUUGUUGGCAUCCCUCGCCACGAGACUGUGCUCAUGACUGGCGAGACUCAACCUGCACGGCGCGCCGAAGAGUGGCUGGAGCGGCGGGUCUUCUUCAUGACACCUCAGACUGUGAUCAACGACCUCAAGACUGGCAUUUGCGAUCCGAAGAAGAUCGUUCUCAUUGUUGUGGACGAGGCACAUAAGGCCACAGGAGCAUACGCCUAUACUGAGGUUGUCAAGUUCAUGCACAGGUUCAACAACAGCUUCCGCAUUCAGGCAUUGACGGCUACACCUGGCUCCACUGUUGAGUCAGUGCAAGCGGUAAUCGACAAUCUUGGUGUUUCAAGGGUCCAGCUUCGAACCGAGCAGUCCCUCGACAUCAGGCAAUACACGCAUCGCAAGAACACAGAGACCGAGCUUUUCGACUACAGCGACGAGCAGAUACUCAUCAUGGAGCAUAUGAGCAAGGCAUUGAAGCCUGUGCUGGACAAGCUAUGUACGCAGAAUGCUUACUGGCAACGUGAUCCGAUGGGCCUCACACCGUACGGCUUGACGACCGGACGCCAGAAGUAUAUGAGCUCUGACGCUGGUCGGAAGGCUGCCAUGCCGAUUAAAGGGAUGGUGAAUGCCUUGUUCACUGUCUUGAUGAGUGUAGCGCACAGCAUCCCGUUGCUGAAGAACCAUGGCAUUGGGCCUUUCCAUUCGAGCGUUCGUGAUUUCCAACGAAAGGUCGACAGCGGCGAGAUGAAGGGCAAGUACGCCGCGCAGAUCGUGCAGUCGGAAGACUUCACCAAAAUGAUGAGCCACAUCCGCAGCUGGACGAACAAUCCCGACUUUAUCGGCCACCCAAAGCUGCAAUAUCUGCGAGAAGUCGUGUUGAACCAUUUCCUGGACACCGGUGAAGGCAUGCAAGGGUCUGUGGUGCCGCCAUCUGCCACCCGUGUCAUGGUGUUUGCCUCUUAUCGCGACAGUACGGAGGAGAUAUGCCGUGUACUCAAGCGCAAUGAGCCGAUGAUCAGACCGCAUGUUUUUGUCGGACAAGCAGCAAGCAAAGGAAGUGAAGGCAUGGAUCAGAAGCGCCAAAACGCAGUUAUCCAAGACUUCAAGAGCGGCAAGUACAACACUCUGGUGGCCACGUCCAUUGGUGAGGAGGGUCUGGAUAUCGGCGACGUCGAUCUCAUUGUGUGCUAUGAUGCCUCUGCGAGCCCCAUUCGCAUGCUGCAGCGCAUCGGUCGAACCGGACGCAAGCGCGUGGGUCGUGUACAACUACUGCUGAUGAAAGGCAAAGAGGAGAACGACUACGCCAAAGCGCAGGACAACUACAGCUACAUCCAGAAGACCAUUGCGGACGCCAGCAAGUACACAUAUCACGAAGACAAGAGUCCAAGGAUCCUUCCGAAGGGUGUUCAGCCGGUGGUGGACAGGCGUGUCAUUGAGAUUCCCGUCGAGAACAGCCAGCCCAUCGAUCUGAGCGAGAAGUCGAAAAAGGCAAAGGGUAAAGGGAAGGCUAAGCGGCCACCGAAGAAGUUUCACAUGCCUGAUGGCGUGCGCACUGGUUUUGUCAAGGCGUCAAGAAUGGAGUCUGACGACAGCGGAAGCGAGGAGAACACUGCUCCGAAGAAGAGGGCACCGGCCAAGAAGAAAGCAACGCCAAAGGCCUCGAAGGCACCGGUGGAGCGCAUCCUUGAACCCGCGCAACUGCCAUUCUUGGAAGAUGUGUUGCUGACCCGAGUCCAGCAAAAGGACUUGGAGAGGAAGUAUGCCCAUACCGCUGAUGAUGACGAGGCGGACGGGGUGAUACGACCUCCGGAUACAGACAAAUCUUUCACCAGCUGGACAUUGUUGGGUCGCACGAAGUAUGUUCCGCACAGUCGAGCAACUCAUGCUGUGGAGAAAGCAUUGAAGGCUAUACGCUCGAUCGACGACGAGAAGCUUGCAAGGUGGAAGACACUUGCAGGGCAGCAGGACGAUCUGCUGGCUAGCCACCAAGAUGCCCGCCGAAGGAUCGUCAGCCCAGCAGCUCGAAGGCGCAGCUUUGAACGCGACCUACCUGCCGACUCCACGACACCAGUAGUCAAGAAAGCCGCCACCAAAGGCCGCUCAAAGAAGGAAACACCAGCCCAACGCACGAAGUCGUUCCAGUCCAAUGCCACAGCCUCAGACAACGACCUACCCGUUGCGAAGAAACCGCGCGGCCGUCCACGAAAGAACCAGCCACUCGCCCGAACGGCUUCUUAUGGCUCUGCAGCCGCCGAAGGUGCUGAGUCCUCACCAGAGCCCACACCAGCACACCUCCGCAUCGGUACGCAAGGCAUCGAUCUUGGAACCCAAGACACCAGCGGCGAAGACGACGACGAGGAGCCCGACAGCGAGCUCGAGGAGUUUGUCGUUAGGAGCGACCAGCCGAUCGAGAUGGCGAGCUCGUCGCAGCGGCUGCCGGACGAUACGCAGCCGCCGCGCCCGCAGAAAAAUCUGCGGCUGAAGAAGAAGGCAGAGCGGCCGACUGUACUGUUUUCAGAGGAUGAAGUUGAAGAUGAUGAUCAUGAGCUUGGCUUAAACGAUUUCAACGAUAUUGUUGAUGACGACAGUGAUGACAUACAGGAGGUCGAUGCGCCGCAGGCUGCUACUGGUGCAACGAGGCGGAAGAAGAAGAAGACAAGGGUUGUCGAGAGCGAUAGCGAUGAGUGA